Molecule: messenger RNA, 654 nt
Organism: Schistocerca nitens (vagrant locust)
Lineage: Eukaryota; Metazoa; Arthropoda; Insecta; Orthoptera; Acrididae
Product: stromelysin-1-like
Exons: 1
Coding region: 1-654 (217 amino acids)
Source: RefSeq, a predicted model, not a curated record
AUGUAUCCAUUAUACAACAGUUCCAAUAUUGAAUUAAGUAAAGAUGAUAUUCUUGUAGUACAAAGCUUAUAUGGGCAACCAGUUGUAGGAGAUGAUGAUGAUGAGGAAGAUGAGGAGACUGAUGAUGAAGAAAAAGAUUUAGAUCCUCCAGAAUUAUGUAAACUGAAUAAUAAAAUUAAAAACUUUCAGAUUGUCGAUCAGGUCCUAUAUAUUUACUAUGAGAAAUGGGUUUGGAUAAUGGAUUUGGAUAAUUUAGAUGUACGCACUAAACCACAACUUAUAAGUGAUUGGUUAACAUUUCUUCCAAAAGGAUUUAACGAUAUAACUGCUGCAUAUCAAAGACCAUCUGGAGAUGUUAUUUUAUUCAUUGACAACAAACUGUAUAUAGUGGAAAUACCCUCUUUUAGGUUAAAAUUUGGUUAUCCUACAUCUUUAACAUCUCUUUCAUUACGAAAAAAUGUAAUUCUACAUUCAGCUGUGAACACAUAUUCUGGUGAAAGCUUUAUAUUUUUUGAUGAUGUUUAUUAUGUAGAAAUUGAUGAAUGUAAGGGAAUAAGUAAAAAAUAUGGACGUAUUACAAAAGAAUUUUCAGGAAUACCUCCAGGUAUAGAAUCGAGUUUCAGAUAUACAAAUGGAUUAUUAUACUUUAUUUAA